Phoenix dactylifera (date palm) is the source of this 3331-nucleotide messenger RNA. RefSeq lists its product as uncharacterized. Gene Ontology annotation, biological process: mitophagy; autophagosome assembly. Lineage: Eukaryota; Viridiplantae; Streptophyta; Magnoliopsida; Arecales; Arecaceae. Gene Ontology annotation, cellular component: intracellular membrane-bounded organelle; Cul4-RING E3 ubiquitin ligase complex. Gene Ontology annotation, molecular function: ubiquitin-like ligase-substrate adaptor activity; protein binding. The record is from RefSeq and is a predicted model, not a curated record.
UCCCCGAGGGCGUGGUCCAUCAGUACCACCGCCUCCAGCCCUUCCGAUCUCCAUCCGACGGCCCUGACUGGUCCGUUCCGUCCCGACCCCGAUUUAACGAUCCCUCGAUUAGGUUUUCUUUUCUUGAGCUUGCCAAUUAGGUUUUCGUUAUCUCUCCGCGUUCGAAUCCGACUGAGGCCGUGGUGGAGGCCGGAGAAGCGCACGGCCGAGACGAGUCCCUCCGCUGCCCGAAGAAACCUCCCGCGUUCCCCCGGGAGACCCGCAGCGCUAGCUCUUCAGAGAAAUCGCCAGCUCCUCCCGUACUUCGUCGAGAAGGCGACGGAUCGUCACGAUUUUUUGAAUCUUCUGCGGGCGGGGAAAGGGGACGGAAUUCUCUGCUUUUUGCCUCCGAUCUGAUGUAUUUCAGCCAUUUCUCGAAUUUGUUUAUGAAGAUGUCUUCAAGAGACUAAAGAGUUCCUGUGACCACAGGCCAGGAACAGCUUAUUAAAAGGAUGAAAUGUCUCAACCCUGGGUAGAUGAUGCAAAGUUCUCAGCACCCACUUCGUCAUCUAGUUCACAUCCUGCAUUUUCUCAAUCUUCAUCAUAUUCCAGCUUAAGGCACAGUCAUAGAAAUAUUUAUCCGUUGUUAGCACGGAGGGAGAUCUCUCCUCGAGCAAAAUGCUACUCGAAAAGGCUGUGGAGAGAAGCUUCAAAGGGGAGAGCUGAUUGCAUCGAGCUAAGAUGUGAAACUGUUGAUGCACGACAUGCUCUUAUUUCUUGGGUAGAAGCAGAGUCGUUGCGUCACUUGUCAGCCACGUAUUGUCCUCUUUUGCCGCCUCCGAGGUCCACAAUUGCAGCAGCAUUUAGUUCUGAUGGAAAAACUCUUGCUUCCACGCAUGGUGACCACACUGUUAAGAUAAUUGACUGCCACACUGGAAACUGUCUGAAGGUGUUAAUGGGCCAUCGACGAACACCUUGGGUGGUUAGGUUCCAUCCACUGUAUUCAGAAAUACUUGCAAGUGGUAGCUUGGAUCACGAAGUUCGUAUCUGGGAUGCUUAUACCACGGAUUGUAUUGGGUCACGUGAUUUCUAUCGACCAAUUGCCUCGAUUGCUUUUCAUGCCCAAGGAGAGCUUCUUGCUGUAGCAUCAGGUCACAAGCUGUACAUAUGGAACUACAAUAAGAGGGGAGAAGCUUCUUCCCCAAUGAUUGUGUUGAGGACUCGGCGUUCUUUGAGGGCUGUGCAUUUUCAUCCCCAUGCAGCGCCAUUUCUAUUGACAGCUGAGGUGAAUGAUCUCGAUUCGCCAGACUCGCCACUGACACUUGCAACUUCAUCUGGCUAUUUGCACUAUCCUCCUCCUGCUGUCUUUUUUGCAAACAUUAAUUCAAGCAUUCGUCCACAUCUGGAGGCUAAGGUUACAAGGGUUAGUAGCUCCAGUAAUGGGCAGCGGAGACAGAGAAACGUAGAUAUGGGAAACCAAGAUGAGAACUUAGCAAGCCCGAUGGAUAUAUCUCCUGGAGAACCUUCUAGCUCAAAUAUUAUGACAGAAGAUUCAGUUGCUGAUUCUAUGCUGACUGGAAUGGAAACAGUAACAUAUGAUUCUUUUAUGGGAAGCGCAGAAAACACUGAAGGGCAGCCUAGCAUUGGAUUUCAGCAAAGAAGUUCUACUGGCAUGGUUGAGAGAUUGGAUGCUUUGAACAAUGGGCCAUCAACUACUUCCCCUUUCAAUGGGGUGACUAUAAGAAUACCUGUGAGGCAAUCUAGGCCAGGUUUAGAGAGUUCUUCUGCCUUCAAUUCUUCAAACUCUUCAGGCAGUACUGACCUUCAAAUGCUAUUAAGAAGUCUAGAUGGUGGACAACUUCAUCAAUUUAUUCCUUUUAGCGAUCCAGCAAGCUGGGAGUUGCCUUUUUUACAGGGCUGGUUAAUGGGUCAAACUCAUGCAGGCCUGCAAGGAAAUUCAUCUGUAGUUCGUGGAACAGGAGCUGACUUCUUGACACCUGAAUUGCUAUAUACCCGUAAUGUGGAAGCUCUAGUGGCUGCUUCUUCAAUGGCAACCACUAAUGGCCAUGCUAGGGUAACUGGACGAUCUGGUUCUCGUCAUCGUUCACGCUCCCGUUUGAUGGCUUCUACAGCUGCCGGAGAAGGUGCCUCCUUUCUUAAUGCCCAAAAUGAUGAAGCUGAGCCUCAUCCUGGUCCCAGCGGUGUUGAAUCUGAAAUUCCUACAUCAUUGGCUGCGGCAGCUGCUGCUGAACUACCUUGUACAGUGAAGCUAAGAAUAUGGCCACAUGAUAUACAAGAACCAUGUGCCCCUUUAGAUCCAGAGACAUGCCGUUUAACUAUACCACAUGCUGUCCUUUGCAGUGAAAUGGGUGCCCAUUUUUCUCCUUGUGGCCGAUUUUUGGUUGCUUGUGUUGCAUGUUUACUGCCCCAUGUCGAAGGUGAUCCAGGAGUUCAGUCACAGAUGCAACAUGAUGCUACAGGGGCUGCAACUUCCCCAACACGCCACCCAAUUUCAGCUCACCAAGUUAUGUACGAGCUUCGCAUCUAUUCUCUUGAAGAGGCAACCUUCGGCAUGGUGCUAGCUUCAAGAGCAAUCAGAGCUGCUCAUUGCUUGACUUCUAUUCAGUUCUCUCCUACGUCAGAACACAUAUUAUUAGCAUAUGGCCGUCGCCAUAGUUCACUUCUAAGGAGCAUUGUUGUUGAUGGGGAGACUGCAAUACCUAUAUACACAAUAUUGGAGGUUUAUAGAGUUUCAGAUAUGGAGCUUGUAAAAGUUCUUCCUAGUGCAGAAGAUGAGGUCAAUGUUGCAUGCUUUCAUCCUUCAGUUGGAGGAGGUCUUGUUUAUGGGACUAAGGAAGGCAAGCUCAGGAUUCUUCAGUAUGAUGGCCCACAUGACACAAGUUGCACAGGACCAAAUUUCUUUCUUGAGGAAAAUAUGCUUGAGGCUGAUAACCUUUGUAUAGAAGUACCUCCAAGAGAUACAGUGUAGUAGUUAUCUUGACUCUUCCUCAACUAACUCAAGGCAGAUCGUGCACUGGGAGUUUAAUCAAGUGGAUGUGGAAUUUGGAACGUGCUCUCCAUUGCUGAAUGAUCAUCAUACUUGCUCGGAGACAGCUCGACGAUGUAAGGUUCACGGUGUAUAAAAAUUUCUCUAAUUUGUAAUCUCAAACUUGCAAGCCUUGUUUUUCUUGCUCCAAAUCAAAUGCGCAAAAUGCAUUCUGAACUCAAAUUGGUUUCCUGUUCAUGUCGAGCGGAUGUCAUGUUGGUUCAUUGCCUGUUGCAUGUUCAUUGUUGUGUAUUAUAUUUUAUCAUAUAGUAAUUUAUUUCCUGCUCUGAUGACUGGAUGCAAAAA